GUAGGAUCAUAAAAUAUUUUCCAAAACUAAUUGAAAAAAUGCCACGCGGGCGAUUGCAAGCGAACUCUGAGGGAACUUCCAUCCGGAGCACAUUGUCCGGACACACACUAUUGAAAAUUGAUAAAAUGAUACAAACCCUUACGUCCCGGCGCAGAGGAUCGUCCAGUAAUUUGUCUGUUGACGAUAUAAGUUCAGUCUGCAUGAGGGCGCGCGAGUCCUUUAUGACCCAACCAAUGUGCUUGAGUGUAAAGGAGCCGGUUUGUUUGGUGGGCGACAUACACGGCCAGUUCGAAGACCUAAUCAGAAUAUUCACACACAACGGCCUGCCGCCAAAGAAGAGAUACCUCUUCCUAGGAGACUAUGUCGAUAGGGGCAAGAAUUCUGUCGAGGUCAUGACACUAUUAUUAUGCUAUAAGGUGAAAUUUCCAGACUGCUUCUAUCUGCUGCGUGGAAACCACGAGAGUGAGGGCCUCAACAUGGAAUAUGGUUUCUUUGAUGAGUGUAAGCGGCGCUUCACAAUCAAGCUCUUCAAGAGUUUCGUUGACUGUUAUAAUUGCAUGCCAGUUGCUGCAGUAGUCUCAAAGCGAAUAUUCUGUUGCCAUGGCGGUCUGAGUCCGCAUCUGGCAAACAUUGAACAGAUCAAUCAUAUAAAACGGCCCACAGGAAUUCCAAACAGUGGGCUUCUGUGCGAUUUAGUUUGGGCCGAUCCGGAGAACAUAUUCGGCUGGGGAACAAACACUCGUGGAGUGAGCGUUACUUUUGGAAGGAAUAUAGUCGAUAACUUCGUAGCCAGAAACGAUUUCGAUUUAGUCGUCCGCGCACAUCAAGUUGUCGAAGAUGGCUAUGAGUUUUUUGCCAAGCGCCAACUGGUAACGCUCUUCUCGGCCCCCAACUAUUGUGGUGUGUUCGAUAAUUCAGGAGCUACCAUGUAUUUGGAUGAAAAUCUAUCGAUAUCGUUUUGCAAAUUUUUACCAAAUAGUGAACCCAGGCCCUCCUUUGUCAUAGCAACGGUCCACUUACACGUACGACCCACUCUCCCAAGACUUUUUCAGGGAUGA
Molecule: messenger RNA, 1058 nt
Organism: Scaptodrosophila lebanonensis
Lineage: Eukaryota; Metazoa; Arthropoda; Insecta; Diptera; Drosophilidae
Product: serine/threonine-protein phosphatase PP1-like
Exons: 1
Coding region: 39-1058 (339 amino acids)
Cellular component (GO): cytoplasm; nucleus
Molecular function (GO): protein serine/threonine phosphatase activity
Source: RefSeq, a predicted model, not a curated record